Molecule: messenger RNA, 1087 nt
Organism: Dimorphilus gyrociliatus
Lineage: Eukaryota; Metazoa; Annelida; Polychaeta; Dinophilidae
Source: the annotation of a GenBank genome assembly
GAUGGAUCUACCGGAAGACUUAUCAUGCCCCCAAUGUAAAAAUCUUCUUUCGCACCCUAUGCAACUGCGAUACCAACCUUCUCCUAAAAGUUCCCUGAUUGUUAGUAUAAAAUUAACUUUACUUAACGAUAAUGAUCCAUUGCUGAGAGAAAGAGUCAAAACUGCAGAUAUUACUUGUCCAAAGUGUUUGGAUCAAUCAACAAUAAAUUAUAAACCGAAUUCUCAGGAAAAGUUCUAUGAUCAGCCAACUCUUACCCGAAAUAACGAAUUAGAAUCAGUCAUUAAGACUUUUGAAGACGCCCAAAGGAAAUUUUCACUAUCAUACAAAGAGCUCAAUGACGAUUUUUGCAAAUUUCAUCAAAUGGAGAGAAUGAAAUUAGUUCUCUACUGUACCGUUUGUAAGGAAGAUAUAUGUCAUCGGUGUGCAAUAGACGGACACCAUUCUCAUACCGUUAUAAGUUUAUAUCUAAAAAAUGUUUAUGAAACUAAUUUUUGCCAAAUUCAACCAGUGAAAAAUAAUAUAAAAACUUUUAAGGAAAGUCUUACAGAGAAAAUGAUAAGAGCCGAAUCUAUAAAGAAGAGAGAGCAUAUCGAAUUCACUAAUUACUUGACUAAUGUCGAAUUAGAAUUUCAAAGUUUGAUAAAGUGUUUAAAAGCGAAGCAUCUAGAGAUUUUAUCGCGUCUAAAAAAUGAAAGACAAGUUAAAUUCCUACAAAAUUCAAACGCUGUGAGCUGCUUUCGUUCAAAAAUUGAUGAACUUGCAAAAGUUGAAGAGGACUUGGAGAAACUUGAGAAUGGAGCAACUCAUGUCAAUUUAAAGAGUACUUUAGAACUCGGAGAAAAAGCUUUACUUGAUUGGAAUUCUCCUGAUAUUUCGGAUUCAAAAGUAUCUAAACAUUUAGUUGAAGCUUUACAAACCAUUGGCGAUAUGAUAGAAAACUUAACUUUUGGAGAUGAAGACAUUAAUCAUAAUACUCCCUUGGAAAAUCCGUCACCAGUUCAAGCUCGGUCCGGUAGAAAACGUCGUAGUUGUUCCAGAGCGCUAGAAAUGAACUCAAAUGUAUGUUCAUCCUCAUUCGACAAAUAA